Molecule: messenger RNA, 462 nt
Organism: Spirometra erinaceieuropaei
Lineage: Eukaryota; Metazoa; Platyhelminthes; Cestoda; Diphyllobothriidea; Diphyllobothriidae
Source: the annotation of a GenBank genome assembly
AUGCUCACGCUGCCAACGCGCAUUCCGCGUACGAAUCGGCCCCGUUGGACACCUUUGGACCCCAUGCGCCAUCAACCCGACAAAGCCGCGCCAACCGCCACCCCCGUCACCGCCGACUACCAUCAACUGACACCAUCCGCCCUGUCCCAACCCCUACAUCGGCUGCAGCGACCAUCAUCACCACCGCCACGUCUUCAGGCACUUCCUACCCUCGAUAGGACGACGUCUGAUGUCUCAUCACCUUCUACCAUCACCACCAGAACUCUCACAUCUAGCGAUGUGGACUCGGUUCCAACCUGUUCCCUUUGUGAUCGAACAUUCACUUCACACAUCGGCCUCGUCGGUCACUCUCGAAUCCAUCGCCUGGAGCACCAAUCUACCUUUGCGGCACCCGACUCAACUGCCCUUACCCCUCUCAUGGGCUUAUUAGAUCACAUGCGCAUUCACGAAAAUCUGCGGUAG